This is a messenger RNA of Manis javanica (Malayan pangolin), 5498 nucleotides long. RefSeq names its product PVR related immunoglobulin domain containing (gene PVRIG). Gene Ontology annotation, molecular function: signaling receptor activity. The record is from RefSeq and is a predicted model, not a curated record. Gene Ontology annotation, cellular component: plasma membrane. Gene Ontology annotation, biological process: negative regulation of T cell receptor signaling pathway. NCBI's taxonomy places the organism in Eukaryota, Metazoa, Chordata, Mammalia, Pholidota, Manidae.
CAGAGAGUCCCCAGCCCAGCUGCUCCUCAGCCUGCUCACAUGUGAAGACUUCCUGUGAUGAGAACAGAAACACAGGUGCUGUCCCUAUCGCGACAGCCCCUGGAGCCUGGGCCAGGGGGGACCAUGAACAGGCCCUGGGCCCUGGGCCUGCUCUGGGUACUGCUGAUGCUCUGCAUCACUGCAGGGACCCCCGAGGUGUGGGUGCAAGUUCACAUGGAAGCCACCAAGUCCCCAUCCCUCACCAUCCGCUGUGGAUUCCUGGGAUCUGGCUCUAUCUCCCUGGUGACCGUGAGCUCCGGGGGGCGUGAUGGUGCUGGAGGGACCAGGCUGGCUGUGUUGCACCCAGAAUUCGGCACCCAGCAGUGGCCACCUGCCCGCCAGGCCCACUGGGAGACCAGGAGCAGCAUCUCUCUCUUGCUGGAGGGAGAUCCUAACAGGGGGAGCCCCAGCCCCAACACCACCUUCUGCUGCAAGUUCGCCUCCUUCCCGGAGGGCUCCCAGGAGGCCUGUGGGUGCCACGGCCUCAACACAGACCAAGGGCUCCCCACCCCAACUGCGACUCCCAUCGUGCGGGCUGACCUGGCCGGGAUCUUGGGGGUCUCCGGGUUCCUCCUCCUCGGCUGUGUCUACCUCCUCCACCUCCUGCAUCGGCAGAGGCACUGGUCUGUCAUGAAGCUUCAACCACUCCUCACCAUCCCCCAGACACCAGGACAAGCAAGGGGUGCCAGCCAAACCGCCAGGGACUCUCUCCACGUCCCCCAUGUAUCCGGCAACACUUACUUUGGCCCCACAGCUCUGGGCCCGGCCCCCCCGCCCCAGCCUCAGGCUCAGUGGGAGCUUCUCCCUGGCUCCACGGUGCCGGUGCCGGCUCGCUUGUCCCCGCUGCCGGCCUCUGUGCGCAGCAGCUUCAUCUACGUGGAGAAUGGACUCUAUGCUCAGGCAGGAGAGAGGCCUCCUCACACUGGCCCCAAUCUUAUUGCUCCCCAUGACCGUCUGCAGCCCAGAGCCAGAGAGGAGCCAGCAGGACUUUGAUAAGAGGGACCCCCAAGACCCCCUGGCCUUUCUCUGUGCACAAGCCUCUGGCACCCCUCCUGUUAGGGGUCUGCUUCCAGGCCACCUGCAGUCUUUGCACAUCUUGUUUAACUCUUAGGCUCCACACAUACCCAGGCAGGGCCCACUCACUGCGGAUGUGGUGUAGGUCCACGUGGGCACAUGUGUGUGGCUGUGAAGUGACAAAAUCCAUCCUAGGUGGUUUCCUGUUUUCAAGCCCCCAGCCCUCCCAGGUGAUGUUAAUGAUUAAGUCAACAAAAAUGGUUUCUCUGCUGGGGCCACAGCUGGGCCUUUUCUUCUUUGGGGGUUAAGAGGUUAGAGGCAGUUUCAACCCCUGGGAGGCAGGUUAGAGCUGGAGGGGGAUGGGGCCUCAGCCAGAUCUCCCCUCACCCUGACUCCCAACAGGGGCUCCUGGGGCAGGGUGGGCUGUCAGUCAGGCGGACCUUGCUGAGGGACAUCAGUGGUUGGGAAGACAGAUUGGGGGUCUAGUGUCCCCCAGGCAGGGUGGCACACAUUCAAAACUCAUAACAUCCCAGCCUGGCAGCAAGGGCUUCAGGGGCUUCAACCUGAGAAAAGGCCUCUGAGGUCUGACCUGGCAUUGCUAUGACAGCAGCUUCCUGAGAUGGCCUGGGAGGACGGCCCUGAUGCCCUCCUUCCACAGACUGACAUCAGAGGAAGGAGACCCAUCUCAAAUCUGUCCACAGGCUUCCUCUGGCUCCUUUCCUAGGACCACACCCCACUGGCCAGCCCGGGCAGGUAGAGGCCUGCUGGACACAGGGAGCGAAUGCACCCUCUGCCCCAUCUUCCCAUCCAGGAGCCAGCCCUCCUUCUGUAAAGAGGCCCAGCAGCCUGGGCCUCACCAUGCCUUGGCCACAUAAGAAUAUGGUGAGACCUCUGUAAGCUGCAAGGCCGCACAGGAUGGUGGCAGCUUCUGGGUGGAAGGGGGUGGUGUGGGCCUGAAGUCAGGCCCAGGCUGCACCCUCAAUCAGGGCAAGUACUAGUACAGCAGAGGGGACACCUGCCACUCACCCCCUUCCUUGGUUCUGCAUGUGGGAAAUCCCAGUCAGUGCCACCUGCUAAGCCAGGAACCACCCCAUUCUGCCUCAGGAGGGCCUGUCCAGAGGUUGUGUCCAACCACAGAAUCUUCUGGAAACCCAGUUUACUAUUGCAGGCAUGCUCUGAUGUGGCCUUCUAAGGACCCAGCCCCAUCCAGCCACCAGCUGUACACUGCACUGGGGAGAGGGCACCAAGGAGGUGAGGGGUGGGUGAGAGGUCAUGGGGUCUGCCUUCCUCAGCCAGCAGGAUCAUCAUCCUCUGAGAAGCCCUGGCCAGUCAGCUCAGCAGUCCCUGCAGGGGCUCAAGGGAGGGAGGAAGGGGGUGUGGCAGAGGUCCCCAAGGAGGGUCAGGGGCACUCAGUGAGGGAGGGAAUAGAUCAGGACUGCAGCUUUGGUACCGUGUUCAGGACCAGGGACAGGGGUAUGGGGGCAAUGGCCCUGCAGGGUCUCUUGGGAGGCUCCCUGGGAAGGAAUGUCCUCCAGACAAGGAAGGGAGCUGUGAGCGGUCCCCAGCCCCAGCCCCGCUCCCAGCCAGGGCUACUUGCCCAUCAUGGAGUCAGAGAGAGCCCCCCUGGUCUCGACUUGUCUUCCACAGUCUAAGGAGGCCCCAGCCCACCUUGGUCCCCGUGGUACCUGAAACCACAGCCUCGGGACCCAGGAAGUCUCUGCAGUGGGCCUGCCCCUUAGUCCCCCACCGCCGAGUGCCAGAACCAGCAGCGUUGUAGGGACCAGCGAGGGUGCGGGGCUGUGGAGGCGUACGGGGGGCAGUAGUGGGGGGCCCUCUUCUCCGGUCCCAAUCUUAGGCAUCAGGCUCUACUGUUUUUUCAUUCAACACGUGUGGAAAUUGGGGCUCGAAAGAGAUGAUUUGCCCAAGGGGACGGGACUGAAUGAGCUCCAGCACCUCCACCCGGCAUCUGGGACAUUCCCUCAGCCAUCAUCCUAGGUAAGACUUGAGCUCGAACUGACCGGAGUUUGCAUCCCUGGGGCGGCUUCCGACUGUGGGACAGUGAGCGGCUCACUUAACCUCUUCGAGGCUCUCUUUGUUCAUCGGUUACGUAAGGUGACAAGGCCGGAGGGGAGCGUGAAGAUAGGAAAUCAGGACCAAGUACUAAGCAGCUUUGCACGGAGUAGCUUCUUUAGGACUCGGGACAACCCCAGGGUGUCUUCAGUAAGGCUGUUUAGCAGACAGGCAGCCCGAGCUGGAGGCGGAGGCACUCUCAGUAGGGAGGACAGGAGGCUCAGGACCACCAGCCGGGGCUUGGCCUCCUUCGCUGCUCCGCGGCUCUGGCGCGGGCUUGCUGGGCGGAGGGAGCCCGGAGCCCAGGGACCUGCGGCCGCCACCAGGUGGCGCUGCAGCGGAGGGGCCCGAUGGCGCGGCCGCCCGAGAGUCUCUGGAAGUCCCUCUGAGAAUAUGCGAGCCCUGCCGAAGAUAAGACCGUCCGCGGAGGCGCUGCGGGGGUCGCGGGGGGAACGCAGAGUUGUGACCCACCUGCACCCGCCACCCCCAGGCUGCCUUCCCCAAUCCCGCAGCCCUGUCCUCUCCCACCAGCCCACCUCGGGGCUGGGACUCGUGCUCACCCCUCCCCAGGUGGCCCUCAGGCCCCUCACCCCGUGACUACCUCCACCCGCGGUCAGCUGCUCCUCCUCCUAACCCCACCCCACUGCGUCCAGCACCCACCCUGACCGUCUGCCCCUCGGCGACCCCAGAGCCCUCCUUCCACAGUCCAGCCCCCACCACCUGCAGCUCUCCCCAGACCCCACGCCGGGAUUGGUCCCCGCCCCCUUCCCAGGUUCCUGCGGCUGCCCAUUGAACUGCAGCUCCCCCCAGCACCUCCAUACUCCCUGUGGCCCACGACCCGUCCAGGCUGCCCUGCCUCUCUCAGCUGCCACCACCUCUAUUGCUCCGUGCCACGCGUGGCCAAGGCGCCAGGCAUCUGCCUUCCCCUCUUGCAGGCCCUUGGGGGCUGGCCAGGAAGAGCCACGUGCCUAAUGGAGCACUGUAAUCUGGGCACCACGACCACCCCUGGCCAGGUGUAUGACCUCGGGCUGCCCAAGGAGCCUCAGACCCUUGCAAGGUUCCCUGCAUGCCGAACGAUAUCAUGGUCUUGCCCCGAGACCCGUGUGGCAUCCAUCCUUCUGCGGACCUCAACAGUAAAUGACAGUAAAGGACUUAGAAGAAACCGAACCCAGGGGUGUCUGAUGGCUUAGCCAGCAGGACGUGGGGAAAAGGGAUGAGCUGGGGAUUAAGAAGGAGCCAGAAUUGAGCUAGGAGAAUCUGCCUCCUUCCUGUGCUUUGGGCCUCUCCUUGGGGAAGCAGCUCCCAAGAGAGAAAACCACAAGCUGUGCCCCCAUCCCCAACACAAGGACACACAAAUGUAAGGACACCGUGUCCGCAGGCCCAGCCCUGGUGGGGGAGGCUCUCCAACUCAGGUUCCAGUCAAGCGCAGCUGAGGGGUGGGUACAGCUGCACUUCAGCAUCUGUGAAAUGGGUCAGAAGCUGUGCUGUUGUAGAAAAGUAAAUAAACGACACCAUUACAAAUGUUAAGAGAAAAAAUCAGGGUGAUCUGAGAAGGACUAAUGGGGUCUCUCUAAGUAGAUGACAUUUAAAAUAAAACCUGAAGUUAUAUGGGAAUUGUCCAGGCAAAGACUGUGGGGAGACCAUUCCAGGCAGGGAAAGACGUAAGCAAAGGCCCUGAGGUUAAAAAGCUUGGCACUGUUAAGGGUCCAAAGCAGGUGGAUGUGCUGGAAAACAGGCGAGUGAGCAGCAGGCAAAGCCUAUAGAAGGGAUCUGGAUUUUAAUUUAAAACCCUUGGUGGGUUUUAAGCAGAGCAGUAAAAUAAUCAGAUUGGCAUUAUAAAAAGCACUCUGGGCUGGGAAGGGAACCCCUGUGAGGGAGGGAGUUAGUGUAGAAGGAAGAACAAUCGGGAGGCUACUGAGAUAGUCCAGGUGGGAGAUGGGUGUCUGAGUCAAGGAUGGUGGAAUGCAGAUGGAAAGUGGAUGGAUUAAGUGUUUUGGAGGCAGAGUUGUUCCUGGCAGUGGGAUUGGGAUGGACUCAAAGGGAGUGAUGCCUAGUUUUCCAGCCUGAGUGGUUAGGAGGAGAAAUGCCAUUUGCUGAGGUGGAACACUGAGAGGUGGAUGUUCCAGGGAAGAGGUGACAAAGGACCAAUAAAGGCAGCUUAAGAUGCGGAGACACAAGUGAGGUGCAGGCAUAUCAGUGCCUCCUCAGAGCCCAGGCAGCAUCUGGAGUGAGAACUGUAUGCAGAAUAUUGCUGAGCAAAAUCAAAGCUCUAAAUAUAUGGUGAGAUAUCCCAUGUUUAGAGAUCAGAAGGCUCAUUGCUAAGAGGUUAUUUCUCCACAAAUUGAUCUACAGAAUCAAAACAGUCUUAAUCUAUA